CCCAUUGUCAUUGGAGACUGCAGUUCUGUUAGGCUGUGGUGAGUGUUGCCAGCCACACUGACAGCAUGAAGGGACAGCGCAGAAUGGAGGACUGACCCUCACCACUGGGAUAUCAUGACCCAUUUCUUCAGUCGUCACAUUUGUUAGUCAGACAGUUACCGUAAGCUCAGCUCUGUCUGCUGUGGUGUCUUGUUUACCCGUCGGCUCUUAUCACAUUGGUGCCUGGAGAAAUGCAGAGAAUAAGUUCUUUGAAAAGUGGCUGGCAGCUGCUGAAGUCAAGCUGUGAGGGAGCAGCAAAACAAGUCAACACCUCGCCUUCGACCUCAAGAAAUUAUAGUCAUGUUCAUCCCCAGGGCCCCAACUCCUUUCGGGCUUCUCUUUGAUAUUGAUGGGGUGCUGGUGCGAGGCAGGACACCAAUCCCUGCGGCCAAGCAGUGCUUCAGGAAUCUGGUGGACCGCAAUGGGAAAUACAAGGUGCCUGUGGUGUUUGUCACCAACGCUGGGAACUGCAUGAGGCAGACGAAAGCUGAGCAUCUGUCACAUAUGCUUGAGGUGGAGGUGUCUCCAGACCAGGUGAUGCUCUCCCACAGUCCUUUGCGAAUGUUCACCCAGUUUCACAAAAUGUGUGUGCUGGUGUCAGGGCAGGGCCCUGUGGAGGAGGUCGCUCACAACCUGGGCUUCCAAGAUGUUGUUACUAUUGAUAUGCUCAGAGAGGCAUAUCCUCUUCUAGAUGUUGUGGAUCACAACAGACGGCCCAAAGGCAGCAUUCCACCCACCAAAGGUUUACGGCCAAUAGACGCUGUUAUCUUAUUUGGCGAGCCAAUCAGAUGGGAGACAAACCUCCAGCUUAUCGUUGACGUGCUCCUAACAAAUGGGAGCCCAGACAAUAACUGGGGGACGCAGUACCCUCACAUCCCAGUCCUGGCCUGUAACAUGGACCUGCUGUGGAUGGCCGAGGCGAAGAACCCCAGGUUUGGUCAUGGUAUGUUCCUGGUGUGUUUAGAGAGUCUGUACAAGAAAGUCACAGGCUAUGAGCUGAAGUACGAGGCUCUGAUCGGUAAACCCAGCGUGGUGACUUACAACUACGCUGAGCUGCUGAUCAGACAGCAGGCUGAGAAACUAGGCUGGACCACACCUGUGAAGAGGCUGUAUGCAAUAGGCGAUAAUCCCAUGGCUGACAUAUACGGCGCCAAUCUCUACAACCACUACCUCCAGGCCUCUCACUCCACCAAGGCCCAGAAGCAGGCUAAGAGUGGCGGAGUGGCAGAAACUGUUGACAGUGCCCCCAAAAUGACAUCAGCAGAGCUAGGCGGAGCAUCCAGUGUUUACGGGGCAGAGGAGGACCUCCCUGAAGGGUGCAGCUCCAUCCUGGUGUGCACAGGAGUGUACAGCAGGGACCAGCAGGAGCUGCCCUCAGACACGUCACAAACGGUCACUGAGCAGCAUAUCUUCCACGGCCACCGGGACUUCCGCUUUGACCCCAGCCUCAUGCAGCCGUCCUUCGUGGUGCAGGACGUAAAGGAGGCGGUGGAGCUGGUGUUCCAGCAGGAGGGCUGGCCUCUGGAGUAAGACGAUCCUCUUAAACUCUGGCUCUAUCUCACAGCCUGGUAUUAGCAGAAGCUUUGUGGGAGUUUUUUGUUGUUUUUUUUUAAAUCUAAGCCCCUGUCACAAGGCAGAUUUAGCUGUUACUGUGGCUAGGUCUUAUAGAUUUUCGAUAAAGUGCCAUAGAAUCAGCUGUGAAAAGCAACAAUAUGCAGUUUUAACACCAAGUAUAGGAAAGUUACAGACAUUUUAAGUCGGCCAUGCAUGGUAGUGUGUCACAGACUGCUGCACUAUUUUUUUAUAUUUUUCACAAACAAGACACACACAAUUACACACACUUCACUGUUUCUCACCACCUACUGCAUAUACAUAUAUAUGUGUAUAUAUAUAUAUACAUAUAUAUACAUAUAUAUAUAGUCUAGGUGUUGGGUUACAUGCAUUUUUACUACACAGACAUAUAAUGUAUGUAAGUUCAUGAGAGCUGAGACAUAGUUCAAAUAUAAUUACACCUUAAGCUGCAUAGCGUUAAUACUGGCCCUGUGAAGAUAGUUGUGUUGGUUUAUCUCUGACAAUACAUAUUGUCCAGAUAAAGAUAGUUUUUAUACUUUGCACAAUAGUCCAUUAACUGGGUCAUCUUGCCUUUCUAAAAUAUACAACCCCCCUCCCCCAGCAGGUCUUAACUAGACCAGUUCUGCUGUUUGUUUUUACUGCUAUCAUAUUUCAGCUCGAUUUUUAAGCUAGGGUGAAUAUGUAACCACUAAUGCUGAGGAGAUUAAUUUGCCAGUUUAAAGUUUAGCACCUCAUCUGUUCAGAUCUUAAUCAGGAGUAUGACAAUUUUUAUAAAUGUAGUCUUAUUUUUGCGGAACUUACAGAAUUAAGUACCACAGUUUCCACAGAAAUGAAAAGUUUCCUGUCAAGUGGUUGUAGUUGUGAAAAUUCUAUGAAUGGUCAAUGUAAAUGUUUUUGGGAGAAAAUAUUUAAUGACAAUGGCAGCACCAGCAAAAUGUCAUGUCGUGCUGGUUUGUUAUAUUUGUAAAAUGACAGGUUUAGCUAAUGUAUAAUUUGCAGGCGACUUCAGUUGCAGGUUAAAGCCGUGGAACUGUGUAAUGUACUGUAAAAGCCAUACUAUAUGACAAUUAAAAAGGAUAUAAAAUC
Messenger RNA from Lates calcarifer (barramundi perch), 2697 nucleotides. RefSeq names its product haloacid dehalogenase like hydrolase domain containing 5 (gene hdhd5). The transcript has 8 exons. Gene Ontology annotation, biological process: glycerophospholipid biosynthetic process. The record is from RefSeq and is a predicted model, not a curated record. Bases 340 to 1569 code for a protein of 409 amino acids. NCBI's taxonomy places the organism in Eukaryota, Metazoa, Chordata, Actinopteri, Centropomidae. Gene Ontology annotation, cellular component: mitochondrion.